CCUAAGUUACCCUUAAAGCUUUCAGCAAAUUUUUUUUUCGGUUAUUGCAAAGACAAAAUCUUGUAGCAGUAAAGGAAGCAACUACGCUCUGAACUUAACUCUUUCCUGAAGCAUAAAAGAAUUGUAAACAUCAGACAACAUGAGUAAAUAUAUUCAAAUUCUGAAGUAUAUGCUGUUUGCCUUCAAUUUAUUGUUCUGGACUGCAGGAUGUGCCAUAAUAGCCAUCGGAAUCUACUUUGUUGUUCAUAAAGUUUAUGGCUCUCUGUUUCCUGACAGUCCCUCUGUAACAAUUGGAAAUGUCUUCAUUUUGUUUGGCUGCAUUAUAAUGGUGUUUGGCUUUCUGGGAUGUAUGGGAGCAAUUAAAGAAAACAAAUGCUUACUUCUUAGUUUCUUCAUUUUGCUUCUGCUGAUUCUGUUAAUAGAAGUUGUGCUGGCAAUUGUCCUCUUUGUCUAUGAAAAAGAGAUAGAUCCGUAUGUAACAGAACAGCUAAGAAAAAGUUUUGAAAAUCAAAAACAAAGAAGAGAAAAUGCAUCUGUGUGGUAUAAUAUACAAGAGACUUUCAAAUGCUGUGGAAUCAAUGGUUCAUCAGAUUGGAACAAUACAAUUCCUGAUUCAUGUUGCAGUGAACACAAGAAUUGCACAAAACAAAAUGCAUUCAGUAAGGGAUGUGCUGCAGUUUUCAGGUCCUGGUUUGAAAACAAUUUCCUUUAUGUUGGAAUAGCUACCAUCUGCGUUUCUAUAAUAGAGGUCCUAGGAUUGUCUUUCGCAUUUACAUUAUACUGUCACAUUUCCAGAAGCAGUGGUUCAUUUAAUAAAUAGAAAAGGAAAGAACAAGCUCUAGAUGAUCAUCAGAUCACUGUCUUACUCUGUAAACCUACACUUUUUACACAUUUGUGAUCACAGCUUUCCAUAUAGACAUUUUCAGUCAACACCAAGCCCACUUUAACUGCAGCGUAUGUUGUAGUAUUUCUUAACAAAUUGGUUAAAAGGUAACCUUGUCACAAGUUUUUAGGCCUCUAAAUCAUGUCAGUGAACUGGACAGUACUAGUAUUCUUAAAAUAAUCGGCCCAAUGCUGCUUAGAACGAAUUCUGGAGGUAUACACAGUCCAGUCCCUUAUACGCUGUGUGUACUGUAAAUCAACCUUCUACAUUAUGCACCACCAGUCAGAUUGUCCAAGGACAUCUUUAGAACACUAUUGCCAUCCAGUAAACAACAUGGUGGCAGCUUAGGUAGCAAAAGCCUGUGACAGGUUUCCGUUAGGACAAUGACAUGGAUAGAUGAAAGUAAUUGCUGUACAUAAUGUGCAGGGUUGUACUGCUUUAGUAAUCCUCUAUUAUCUCUGUGUUGUGCCUGGUAAGUCAUGCAUCAAUCAGGAUCUGUUCAAACUAGUGUCAUGGUUUCAGUUGUGAACAAGUUUUGAUGGAUCCAUUUUAAAAAUGUUCCUGACAUGGACAGAGGUGUCAGCAGAGAGCACUGAGGUCAGACUGAAAAGAACUACUUAACUUCCUCUGGAGCAUACAGCAGCUGAUAAGUACUGGAAGUAUUAAGAUUUUUUAAUAGAAGUAAUUUACAAGUCUGUUUAACUUUCUGGCACCAGUUAAUUUAAACCAGAGUACCCCUUUAAAGAGGUUAUUUAGUAUAACUAAACUAUCCACAGGGUAGGGGAUAAGUGUCAGUUCCAUGGGGGUCCGACAGCUGGAAGUUGUGGCUGCCACACCCCCUCCAUGUAUCUCUAACGGAAAGCCAAAGAUACAUCGUUCGGGUAUCUCCAGCUCUCCCAAAGAAACAAAUGGAGGGGAUGUGUUGUCAGUAAGUCGGGAGAUCACGGGGGGGGGGGGGGGGGGGGUGUCUAAGCAGUCAGACCCCUCGCAAUCCUGCAGAUAGGGGAUACGCUUUGUUAUACUG
This is a messenger RNA of Hyla sarda, 1907 nucleotides long. Its product is annotated as leukocyte surface antigen CD53-like. Gene Ontology annotation, cellular component: membrane. The record is from RefSeq and is a predicted model, not a curated record. The transcript has 8 exons. Bases 140 to 820 code for a protein of 226 amino acids. NCBI's taxonomy places the organism in Eukaryota, Metazoa, Chordata, Amphibia, Anura, Hylidae.